This is a messenger RNA of Penicillium robsamsonii, 1593 nucleotides long. Its product is annotated as Major facilitator superfamily domain general substrate transporter. Gene Ontology annotation, molecular function: L-cysteine transmembrane transporter activity. Lineage: Eukaryota; Fungi; Ascomycota; Eurotiomycetes; Eurotiales; Aspergillaceae. Gene Ontology annotation, biological process: L-cysteine transport; transmembrane transport. Bases 1 to 1593 code for a protein of 530 amino acids. The transcript has 3 exons. Gene Ontology annotation, cellular component: membrane. The record is from RefSeq and is a predicted model, not a curated record.
AUGGAUUUGGCCUUCAAGGCCGAGCCUACGGGCACAGAGAUUCCAUCAGCUAAGAAUAAUAGGGCUAUUGACACCAAAUACGCCGAUGAAACCCUGCGCAUUCUUGAGCUUCAUGGAGACUCUGUUGGUCCAUUGACAACCGAGAAGGAGAAAAGACUGAGACGAAAGUUAUACUGGCAUGUUUUCGGGCUACUCUCCACUAUCAACCUACUACUCUUUAUUGAUAAAUCCACUCUGGGCUACGCCGCUAUUCUCGGCCUAUUCGAAGAGACUGGCAUCACCAAGGCUGAGUACAACAAUCUUGGAACUUUCUUCUACGUCGGUUACAUUAUUGCACAAUGGCCGGGACAUUAUGCCAUGCAAAAACUACCAUUUGGAAAAUUUGUCGCCUCUCUGGUCUUCAUGUGGGGUGUUAUCCUAUUACUUCAUUGCGUUGCCACGACGUAUGCCGCGCUUGUGGUUCUGCGACUGGCCCUCGGUGCCGCUGAGUCUGUGGUUGUACCUGCAAUGGAAGUCACUAUCGGAAUGUUCUUCAAUCGUUAUGAACAGUCGUUUCUCCAACCCGUCCUUUGGUUGACGUCGGCAGCAGCCCCUAUUUGUGCCGCGUUUAUCUCCUACGGCUUACUGUGGAGUCAUAGCGCGAUCUUGCCUUGGAAACUGUUCAUGAUUAUUACCGGGGGUGUCUCGGUACUUCUUUCUGUUCUUGUUUGGUUUCGGUAUCCGAACAACCCUGCCGAGGCUAGGUUCCUGUCACUGGAGGAGAAAAUCCACACCAUCAGAAGAGUACACGAGUCAAGUCAAAGCUCUAUUGAGCAGAAGCAGUUCAAGAAGAGCCAGUUUAAAGAGACACUCCGCGACCCCGUUUCAUGGCUAUUUACUCUGCAGGCCUUCACCCUAAUGAUGUCAAAUAAUCUCACUUACGGACAGCAGAACCUAAUCACCAAGGCUCUUGGAGUGGACAGUUUGGGCUCAACUCUCGUGGCUGCAGCAGGUGGCGGUUUCGGUGUCUUGGUCUGUAUUGCUGGAGCAUAUGCCCUGCGGUGGUGGCCUUCAAAUCUUGCCCUCCAUGGACUCUUCUGGUGUAUCCCUGCAGUUGCAGGUGGAAUUGGGAUGGUUGCUAUUGAUUGGGACGAGAAACUAGGGAUGCUUGCUUGUCUACUGUUGGCUGGACACACCUUUGGUAAUACCUAUAUCAUUGCGUUGGGUUGGGCCACAUCAUCUGCAGCCGGCUACACGAAGAAGCUGACCCGAAAUGUUAUGUUCAUGGCUGGAUAUUCCAUUGCAAACAUUUGCUCGCCACAGAUAUGGGUUCCUAAGGAUGCACCUCGCUAUUACGGUGCUUGGAUCUCCAUGAUAGUGGUCAGUUGGGUGGGGACGCCAGUUAUCCUUUUCGUUAUACAGUUCUUGUUGAAACGCAGGAACUCUCACCGUCAAGCUUGGGCUGCAUCCUUGACUAGCGAAGAGAGGAAGGCGCAUGAGCUUGGAGUAGUCGAGGAGCUUGAUGAAAAUGGGAAUAUGAUACGCAGGCAAGUUGAAAUUGCCAUGCUGGAUAUGACUGAUAUGGAGAAUAAGUUCUUCAUCUAUCCCAUUUGA